AUGUCACAGCGUUUAGUUAGUGCCACACAAAUUAUGGUUCUUUAUAAUUUAGAUAAUCCUCAUGCCCCAAAACGAAUUCGAACAGCAUAUACCAAUAAGCAAUUACUUGAGUUGGAAAAAGAAUUUCAUUAUAGCAAAUAUUUAUGUCGACCGCGACGAGUUGAAAUAGCCUCAACACUGUUACUAAGUGAGAGACAAGUGAAAGUGUGGUUUCAAAACAGGCGAAUGAAAUACAAGCGACAACUGAUGCUUCAAGAUCCAAAACUGACAGAAGUCGAAUUAGAAGAACUAACUAGAGGGGAGGAGGAAGAGGAAGAAGACAGUAACAACAAUGACGAUAAAGGUGACGAUAUUGAAAACUCAAAAUCGAACGACAUUAGUGAUGAAAAACUGAUGCUGAACAAGCAACAAGAAACAUCUGAAACAGAAAAAUUGCAAUGUGGACCAUUGAAGAAAAGAAAAAAACGAAAUCGAUGUACAUUUAAAAAUUGCGGAAAAGCUAAUGCAGUAGAAUGGUCAACGGUGGACGAAGAAAUGAAUAAUUUAACUUCUACUGAAGUGUUAAUUGACGCUAAAAUGGCACCAGAUACCAUUUCUACAAAAGUCUUAUUUGAAGACACAAAUGUACCACUGAACAGUACCACAGUUAAGGAUGAUCAAAUUAAGGAGGAAAGUGCUAUUGAGAUGGGUAUGAACAAUAACGGUUCGACGCACGACAACGUUACUAUGCCAUGGAAUAAUAAUCCUGCUAAUGAUUUAUAUUUUGAUCAUCCAAACGAUGUAACACCCAAUGUCAGCGUUAUGAUGGUAAAUGAUCAACAACCUCCAUCUUAUAUUUAUUCAAAAUCAUCCGCUUCUUCGAAAAGUACACCAGCUUACGCCGAACAAGUUGUUGCUAGAAGAAGCAGUUGUAUAAAAUUAGAACACACUUUAACAACUGUUUGUCCAAUAGAUGACAGUAGGCAGCAGCCAGACAUUGCUAAUACAAGCUGUAAUUGGUCAACAAAUAUGACCACACCGUCUCUUGAUAAUUAUUUCAAUAAAACUCAGUGUGAUCAAGUUAACUGUUUUUGUAACUAUAAUAAUAAUACGACAUUCGUUCCUACAGAUGACACAUUUGUAAAUUCACAAUAUGUAACAAAUUCGAGUAAUGAUUUUCCUAGUUGGAUGAAUGGAAACUCUUUUUAUAAUCAUCAACAACAACCCUACGUUUUGCCUCAAAAAACUUCAUCAUUACCUUAUCCUCAAUUAUCUAAUUCUUGUUAUUCGUCUCAACCAGUCCAACAUAACAUGACCGUAAAUGUGCCAGUAGUGACUAAUUUUCAAUUAAAUGUUAAUACUCAUGUACCAUCUCAACCACCACCUCCUCUGACAUAUCCAUCGACGAACAGCAAUGUUUACCCAUCACAAAAAUACAUAUUGUCACCGUACAGUAAUUCUGGAACAUUUAGUAAUUCACAGUACAAUAAUCAAUCGCAAAAACAACAAACACCACAUUCUUAUCGUACUCAAACUCAACCACCGCCACCACCAUCAUCAACUUUCGUUACAAAAAAAUACAAUCAUUUAUCCUACAAUACUAAUCGCCAUAUGCAAAAAACAUUUCAUCGUGAACAGCCUUCACAUUUAAGAUCUUGGUCAUCGUCACUUAACUACGUUUGUCGAGAUGAGUAUCCGAUGAAUGUGACUUCUUCUACAUAUACCGGAAACCAUCAAUCAAGUGCAAUGAUGGAAAAUAUUUACCAUCAACUAUAA
This is a messenger RNA of Didymodactylos carnosus, 1755 nucleotides long. The record is from the annotation of a GenBank genome assembly. NCBI's taxonomy places the organism in Eukaryota, Metazoa, Rotifera, Eurotatoria, Philodinida, Philodinidae.